AUGGAAGUUUCGGAUACUACCAAGAGCAUUGAAUUGAAGGCCUUGGAGCAAGCAGUAUGCGAUGACCAUCUUGGGCGUGUCGGCCAAGCGUUCUCAUACAUUAGGGACUUCAAAGACUCAGUCCCGCUGUUCAGCCUCUUCGAAGCCUUCCCUUACAUGGAAGAGCCCGACGAUGCCAAGAGCCAGCUGCCUGAGAGCUUAAAGACAUUGUACCGCGAUCUCGACUUGGACCAAAAGGCCGCCUGGAAGAACGUGCUCUCCAAGCUCCCCGCUCGGAUUGGGAUUCUUUCUGGUGGGCCCGGUACAGGCAAGACACAGCUUAUGAUGACCAUUUCGGCACUGGUCCUGGCUGGUCAUCCACCAUCAAGGGCCACCGGCAUCAGGAGAGGUGGCCCAGUUCUGUUCGUCAUGGAAGCAAAUCGUCUAGUGAAUGAUGCCGCCACCAGAAUACACCAACUUUGCAAGCAAUUGGGCCGUGAAGAUUUGGUCGUUGUGCGCGGUUACAACUCGAAUUAUGAGAAUGCAUACAACAUUCUUAGUGCCGAGGACGAUGACCAAUCGGCCGGGUCUGCUUUUGAACAAUGGUUCCCAGCCCGUCGUGCGGACCACUUUCCUCAAAUCCGCGCGGGUGUCAAAGGAGAGUGCCCUGCAUUCACGGUUCGCGACCUCAUUCGGCAAGUCUUCCGCAGUAGUGCGGAUGAUUUCUCGGACCUGGCAGCAUCGGUAAAUGAUAAGUGGAAGGACGACAGAAAACGUGAUAUCAAUUCGGUCGUCCGGUCACAAUGGCAGAGGCUGUUGCAAAAGGCUUUGCCUCGUAUCGACAUCAUGGUCACGACGGUAAAUGGCGCCGCAAAGAUCGCCCCUGCUGGUGGACAUGCCUUUCGGCCAAGGCUGGUGAUAUUUGACGAGGCAGCUCGGGCCAGGGAAUUGUCGACGCUUGCCGCCAUAUCAAACUUCCCAUCAACAGAAGCGUGGCUCUUCACGGGAACGUGUGAGCUGUCAAGGCCAUACAUUGGCUCGCACGGGAACUGGAAGCUGUGGAAUCCUUGCAAGCGACAGCUGAGGACCCCGAUGAUGGAGAGAGCACAGCAUGUUGUACCGGAUAUGCAAUGGCUCUCUCAAGACCCGCACUUCCGUUCAGUUGAUGGCAAAGAGGCGGGCAGCAUUGCAGUCGUAACUCCCUACCGCGCCCAGUUGAUCAACUACAAGCAGGAGAUCCAAGACUUCCUCAAAGAUCUGGACGAGGACCACCGUUUUGCCGAAACUCGUGGCCCGAGUCUGCACCGUGACAUGCGGAUUGAGGCGAGAAGCACUGACACUGUCCAAAGCCACUCCGCUGACCUUGUCAUCCUGGACCUGGUCCACUCAAAGGUCACACCACACAUCGAUGAUCCGCACCGCCUUGCGGUGUCGCUUACCCGUGCAAGACAGGCAGAAGUAAUCGUCAUGCACAGGCACAUGGUGGACUCGGAUGGCUGGGCUGGGUCGUUCGUCGAAGGCCUCUACAAUCACUGCAAUCGUCAGGGACAGGUUGUCACGGUGAACAUGAGGGAGCAGCUUCAGGUCGAGCGGAAUUAA
Molecule: messenger RNA, 1578 nt
Organism: Diaporthe citri
Lineage: Eukaryota; Fungi; Ascomycota; Sordariomycetes; Diaporthales; Diaporthaceae
Exons: 1
Coding region: 1-1578 (525 amino acids)
Molecular function (GO): helicase activity
Source: RefSeq, a predicted model, not a curated record